UCGAGUUGUGGAGUUUCAGAGAUUCAGAACUUUUGCACAGACUGGACAUCAGAUCACCAGACCGGCCUCCCCGCCGACUCCUGUUCUCCGGAGAGGAGAGAAUGGUCUCCUCCGAGGAGGAAUCAGCCCGUUUAGGCGCUUCUGUGUUCGGAUUAGCUGUUUUUUUAAUGCCACGCUGUGUCGUAAACGGGUCUGACUGCGCGCGCUCUCGAGAGAAGUCCGGAAUCGCCAUGUGUGUGGGCUGUGGAAGUCAGAUCCAUGACCAGUACAUCCUAAGAGUGUCCCCGGACCUGGAGUGGCACGCGGCCUGCCUCAAAUGCGCCGAGUGCAGCCAGUACCUGGACGAGACGUGCACGUGCUUCGUCCGAGACGGCAAGACCUACUGCAAACGAGACUAUAUACGGUUAUUCGGGAUCAAAUGUGCCAAGUGUAACAGCGGCUUUUGCAGCAGCGAGCUGGUGAUGAGGGCUCGGGAGAAUGUCUACCAUAUGGAGUGCUUCAGGUGCUCGGUGUGCAGCAGACACCUCCUGCCCGGAGACGAGUUCUCUCUGCGGGAAGAGGAGCUGCUGUGUCGGGCUGAUCACGGCCUGCUGCUGGAGAGAGGAGCGGCGGGAAGCCCCCUCAGCCCCGCCAACAUCCACUCAGCCAGAGCCCUGCACAUGCCAGAGCCCGUGCCGGUGCGGCAGCCUCCUCACCGGAACCACGUCCACAAACAGUCGGAGAAAACCACCCGCGUGCGCACCGUGCUCAACGAGAAGCAGCUGCACACGCUGCGGACGUGCUACAACGCGAACCCGCGGCCGGACGCGCUGAUGAAGGAGCAGCUGGUGGAGAUGACGGGCCUGAGCCCGCGGGUCAUCCGGGUCUGGUUCCAGAACAAGCGCUGCAAGGACAAGAAGAAGUCCAUGCUCAUGAAGCAGCUCCAGCAGCAGCAGCACAGCGACAAAACGAAUCUCCAAGGACUAACAGGGACGCCGCUGGUGGCGGGCAGUCCGAUCAGACACGACAACACGGUCCAGGGUAAUCCUGUAGAGGUGCAGACGUAUCAGCCCCCCUGGAAGGCCUUAAGCGAGUUCGCCCUGCAGAGUGACCUGGAGCAGCCCGCCUUCCAGCAGCUGGUGUCCUUCUCUGAGUCGGGCUCUCUCGGUAACUCCUCGGCCAGUGAUGUGACCUCUCUGUCGUCGCAGUUGCCGGACACCCCCACCAGCAUGGUGGCCAGUCCGGUGGAAACGUGA
Messenger RNA from Colossoma macropomum (tambaqui), 1235 nucleotides. RefSeq names its product ISL LIM homeobox 2a (gene isl2a). The transcript is spliced from 6 exons. The record is from RefSeq and is a predicted model, not a curated record. Gene Ontology annotation, cellular component: nucleus. Gene Ontology annotation, molecular function: DNA-binding transcription factor activity, RNA polymerase II-specific; cis-regulatory region sequence-specific DNA binding. Gene Ontology annotation, biological process: axonogenesis; neuron fate specification; positive regulation of transcription by RNA polymerase II. The coding region runs from base 102 to 1235 and encodes 377 amino acids. NCBI's taxonomy places the organism in Eukaryota, Metazoa, Chordata, Actinopteri, Characiformes, Serrasalmidae.